AUGACCCAGCGUCGUCCAUACCGCUCCCACAAGUUCCCAGCGUGCGACAGAUGCCGCCGAUUUAAGCGGCGGUGCACGGGUGGUGCGCCGGAUCGCCCUUGCGUGCUAUGCAGCCUUCAGGAAGCUCCCUGCGAAUUUACCUCCAGCCCGCUGCAGAAGAGUCGGUCUGCGUCAGAGCGUGCUGCGAGACGCAAUGUCGAUCAACGAACAGUUGUGCAAAGCCCAUUACCCAGACCUGAGCCGGAUUCGUCCACUAUAGAUGAAGAGGCGGGACAAGAUCGGGUUGGGCCGCAUUAUCACGGUGGUCCAAACCAGGAUCCCUCCAAGCCAGUCCUCUCUAUGGUAGCUAAUCCGGUGAUUUCGGAGGAUAUUCGAAUCCUAGAGAGAUAUACGUCCUCCCAGGCACCAACGAAUAAUCCCAUGGUGUACAUGAAUGUCCCCCGACAGAGAGAAGGGCUCGCAAUGGCCGAGAACCCAGGGAAACAACAGGUGGAGAUCCUUAUGCAGAUCCUAAAGCCCUCUGCAAAUGAAUUAUUUGACUUAUACUUCGAGCACAUUCACCCGGCAUUUCCGGUAUUCGAUCAAGAUUCGUUCACUCAAUUGUAUCGCAGCAACAAGGUUUCGCCAACCCUUACUUGUGACUUUUUUGCCGUGGCACAGAUUCUGUGGGACUUUUCGCCCACUCUCAAGAAGCUGCCGCGGCCGGAUUCCUUCUUCCUGUGGAACCUAGCUGUCGAAGCGCUGCAGCAAGAUUUUCUUGUCCCAGGCUUAUCCACGCUUUAUGGAGUUGUUUUAGACAUGGCAGGGCGUCCCAUUUGCUCCGUUGCUCAAAAUACAAUCAACACAGGACGUGCGGUCUCGCUAGCGUUGAGCCUGGGGUUGAAUCGCAAUCCGACGGGCUGGAAACGCCCGGUUAUCGAGAGAGAUCUACGAAGGCGUCUCUGGUGGGCUGUAUUAAUACACGAUUACUGGUCAAGUUUUGCGCAUGGUACGCCACCGAUGAUCCGCAAGGAUCAAUAUGAUGUCCCGGUCCCUGCCGUUCAUGACUUUGUCACAUCAUCGCAUCACUCGGAGCGGCAUACCAUAGCUUAUAAUUGCUUCUCGAGCCUAUGUCGUCUAACCAUAAUUCUCGGAGACAUCCUUCCGCUUGCAUAUAAUUUGACGAUCGACCAAGAUGAUAUCUGGAAACAGAUCCGCCGUUUGGAGUCUGAUCUAGAUGCGUGGGAUGAUUGCCUCCCUGAUGAAGCGCGACCCCGAGAUGGUGAUAAACGAAGGAUCCCGGGUUGCAGCAACUUGCGUCUGGGCUAUCUCUCUAUCAGGUUACUACUUAAACGGAUAACAUUGCACGCCGCGGCAGUAUCAACAGACACGGAGCGCAAACAAAAUAUGGCAUAUUACCUUGGUCAAUUGCGCAGAUCAGCUCAAGACAUCGUAAAUUUCUUCUGCGCUCUCACAAAGGCGCAGUUCCAAGAAUACUGGCUCCCCUACACCGCCCACCACCUCAUUCUAACCGUUAUAAUUCUCCUCCGCUGCACAGUUGAAUCCCGCGAACCAGUCGUCGCAGAAAAAUGCAGAACAGACCUUGACCGAUUUUGGACGAAGCUGCAAGCUGCGGCAAAGGACGGAUGGGAUCUAGCGAACAUUUGCAUUACGCAGUUUGCAGAAUCCGUUUCGAAGAUUCUGUCCAUGUCCGCGUCAACUACAGUCACCGUUGAUGCACUCGAGGCGGGGCCCUCAGUUCUCCUUGAGCCACCCGAGGGCAGAAACGGAAUACCAAUGCAGUACAUCGCACCGGACCUAUUUCCCGACAUCCUUCCAUACUCGAACCCAGAUAUGUCAUUUGAUAACCAGUGGGAUAUUGGGAGCUUGUCGGGGCUGGGGUGGAUGGAUAUGUUCCCGAGUACCUGA
Aspergillus versicolor CBS 583.65 is the source of this 1908-nucleotide messenger RNA. Its product is annotated as Zn(II)2Cys6 transcription factor. The coding region runs from base 1 to 1908 and encodes 635 amino acids. Gene Ontology annotation, biological process: DNA-templated transcription. Gene Ontology annotation, molecular function: DNA binding; DNA-binding transcription factor activity, RNA polymerase II-specific; zinc ion binding. The transcript has 5 exons. NCBI's taxonomy places the organism in Eukaryota, Fungi, Ascomycota, Eurotiomycetes, Eurotiales, Aspergillaceae. The record is from RefSeq and is a predicted model, not a curated record. Gene Ontology annotation, cellular component: nucleus.